AUGCAGCCGGACAUAUCAGCACCAGGAGUGAACAUUCUUGCAACCUGGCUUGGAAAUGAUUCAAGUUCAACUCCACAAGCAACAAAGUCACCACUCUUCAAUGUGAUCUCAGGAACUUCAAUGUCCUGCCCCCAUGUCUCUGGCGUAGUGGCCUCUGUAAAAUCUCAAAACCCCACAUGGAGUCCCUCAGCAAUCAAAUCAGCCAUCAUGACAACAGCAAUCCAAACGAAUAACUUGGGAUCGCCUAUGACUUUGGAUACGGGAUCAGUAGCCACACCUUAUGAUUAUGGGGCAGUUGAAAUAUCAACCAAUGGAGCAUUACAACCAGGACUAGUCUAUGAAACUAACUACAUAUCCAACAUGAACUACCCAACAAUAGCAGUAUCAGAAUUGAAAGGCAAGGAAAGUAAGAAAGUAAUCAGAACAGUUACAAAUGUUGGUGGCAAUGGUGAAACAGUUUACACAGUCAGUGUAGACGCACCUGAGGAAGUAGAGGUCAAAGUGAUUCCAGAGAAAUUGAAAUUUGCAAAGAACAAUGAGAAGCAGAGUUAUCAAGUGGUUUUCACCCCAUCCACACUGAAGGAAAGAGUAUUUGGUUCAAUCACUUGGACCAAUGGAAAACAUCGAGUCCGAAGUCCAUUUGUCGUCACUAGUGAGAGUAGUGAGCCAUAA
Messenger RNA from Cucumis melo (muskmelon), 672 nucleotides. Its product is annotated as subtilisin-like protease SBT5.1. The coding region runs from base 1 to 672 and encodes 223 amino acids. The record is from RefSeq and is a predicted model, not a curated record. The transcript has 3 exons. Gene Ontology annotation, molecular function: serine-type endopeptidase activity. Gene Ontology annotation, biological process: proteolysis. Lineage: Eukaryota; Viridiplantae; Streptophyta; Magnoliopsida; Cucurbitales; Cucurbitaceae.